AUGAAGCUGGACCUUCGCCGGAAGGAUGCAACAAUCCUUGAGUUGGGCCGGCAAGCAGGAGCUCUUAAGUCCUCGAACGCCUGGCGUUCAGUGCGCAGAGCUUCUUUGGUAGAUGAGGCACGCAAAUCGGCGGGGCUCCGAAGCUUCAAAGAUUGGCCAAGGAAGCCAGAAAGGCCGCUGACAAGAGGUGGGCCGGCCGAAGUCACAACUUGCAGUGGUUCGCAGUCGCCUCUAUGCAAGCUGCAGACUACAAGGAGCGGGAAGUCGAUGCUUUCAAGCACACGAGCGCCUACUACAGUCCUCAGGACACAUGCAACUCUGCUGAGAGCCAGACCUACAUCUGCCGACGGCUUCGCAGCCCACUGCGAUGGACAAGCUCAAGGCUCGCCUAUUCGGACAAGGCGACCGGCCCCUGAGCCAGGGGAGGAUGGAAACGCGAAGCUUCCUGGGCCGACAGCGCGGGUUUGCAUUCAGCGCCUUCGCGGCUCCAGACUCCUUCACCCCGUGAGACUCUCCCCGGUGCAGGCCGCAUCUGCAAAUGCGCUGCGUCACGGUGUUCGCAGAGGACAGCUAGCACAUGUCUCCAGAGCGCAUCCCCGUCCCAGUGCACCGAGGGAGCUGCCUGCCUGUGAGCAUGCAGAAGAUGCGGAGUGCCCUGCGAAAACGGUGACCAAGCAGAUGCUGCGGCCGCACCCUGAAGAUUCCGAAGGCAGCACAAGCACAUCCUGCAGCGAGGAGGACAGUGAGACUGACGAGGCCCGCUGCAGGAGGCAUUGCAGUCAUCAAGUCAAGCCGCAACAUGAGUACUUGCUCAAGCUGGACUUGACUCUUGUCUCCAAGCAUAUGGCCACCUCUGUACUUGAAGGCCAGAGUUGGGAUGUCCAGAGGCACAAAGUGUUCUGCCCGUUUGAGAAGGUGCUACAGUCCCUCAAACUCCCAGAGGGAGACCCCCUGUGGCUUGGUGGUGCUCUUCGGAGGUCAUGGCACCGGCUUCUGCCCGGGGCCGUGCUCCUGGUCCCACUGGCACUGGCCCUGUGGAUGAACUCUGGAGCCGGCGACGAGAAUCUCGAAGCUUGUGCCCUUACCCAUGGAUCAACGAAACUGCACAUGCUUUUCUUCUAA
Messenger RNA from Symbiodinium necroappetens, 1122 nucleotides. The record is from the annotation of a GenBank genome assembly. Lineage: Eukaryota; Dinophyceae; Suessiales; Symbiodiniaceae.